Molecule: messenger RNA, 2437 nt
Organism: Aureobasidium uvarum
Lineage: Eukaryota; Fungi; Ascomycota; Dothideomycetes; Dothideales; Saccotheciaceae
Source: the annotation of a GenBank genome assembly
GCUUUUGAUGAAUACGAUGGACACGGGCGCACAGCAAAAACGUAAAAGGGCAAGUCGAAAAAACACCCCGAAACGGUUCCGAUGUGAAUACGAGGAUUGCCCAAAGCCAAAGGAAUUGUUCCAAUGCCAGGCUGAAGGUUGUGAUCAGACUUUUGUGCGUCUUGACCUUUGUUUGAGGCAUCAAGCCAGACACGGCGAAGCCUCAAGAGCGACGGUACAAAAUAUUGGCGCGGCAGUCUUCGAAAGUACGAACAGUGCUUUGAUAGACCAUGUUGAGGAAGCGAAUUCGGGGUUUCAUCAAGCGGCUGGUCCAGCUGUGACUUAUCGUCCUCCAACAGAUGAGAACAGCGCCACAGAGGCGCAUUCGAACAUACCCCUGGAUGUGGGAACAGGAAUACCCGGCUGGAUGCAGGACCAGAUGCCGGAGAACGAUGCUGGACUUGCAACAACUUCUCCUCAGCCUGGGAACGGCAACUUUGUGUCUUGGUUAUUUGAUAGCCCUGGUUCUCAGCAGCAGAACUUUGAUUUAUCAAACUAUCUGCCCUACGUAGACUUUGGUCUCGAUUAUUGCUCUCCGAUGAACGACCUCUGGCAGUUUGAACCUAAUCAGACUACUAUCAACGCUACUGUCGGGAGCUUAUUGACAGCAUCAACAGUGGCUAGUACGUUAUGUGAGAACCCUGGCGAUCACGGCUUGAACGGUCAUAUGCGUGUGUCUACCAAGUGCAGAUCAAGGAUCGUUCAGAGCAUCAGUUCGUUUCUCGGGAAGAAGCGCCCGCCAGGGCUGCAAGAAGCUGUCGGCAGUGAAGGGUUGUUGUUCAGUACCGACGGAAAAGAUCUGCCAAACUUGACAACCAACAUCUUGGAAGACUGCUUAUCUAGCUUCUGGUCGUACGUGGCAGUUCAGCUUCCUAUCAUCCACCAACAAACUUUCUCGAAUGACGACUGCCAACUGCUGCUUCUUCUCGCGAUCCUCAUGCUGGGUGCGGGCCAAUUUGUGCGUCUAAACCCAAUCAGAACACGAAGCGACCAUCGCGCCCUUGCCGACCUCUUAGCGAUCAAUCUUCGAUGGGAUAUCUUUCCAGAAGCUGAACCUCCCAUAGCACUAUGGGUGGCUCAGGCACUCUUGUUACUUGAGUUCUACGAGAAAAUGUUCUCAUCCCGUCGCCUUCACGAGCGCGCAUAUAUUCAUCACGCUUCGACUCUAGCUUUGCUACGGCGUGGCAGCCCUAUGGUCGGCCAUGCCGAGGAUGAAGAGCCCCCAACGCGGUGCCCCUCGCCGGUGAUGACCGCGCAACAGACGACUGGAACUUCUAAGCAGCUCAGUUGGUUUCAGCGCUGGGCGCGGAACGAGUCCUGGCGUCGUGUCGUCUUUGCGGCUUUGCAUAUGGAUACGUUGCACGCUGUGGCUUUCGGACAUGAAAGUUCGCUUCUGCCAUACGAAGUCCGACUUCCGCUACCAUGUGAUGAUUCCAUAUGGUCUGCCCAGAGCUCAGAAGACGUCUGCAGACUAGAGGAGACGUUCUCGAUGCACGGCAUCAGUCAACAACCCUUCCUUGACAGCUUGAAAAGAUGCCUGCACGGACACGAAGUACACUCGAAUUACGGCGCUCGCAUCAUCUUGGGCUCUGGUCUAAUGAGCGUAGGCUGGCAUCUGAGGCGCCGAGAGAGAAAUCAACAGUUCUUGGACUCAACUUCAUCAGCUCGCGAACAAGAACGGUGGAGAGCCUUGCUUCUCAACGCGUAUACUCAUUGGUGUCAAAGCUUCCAAAAGGCGCUCGAGAAGUCCAAAGCGCAUAGUCGUAAGCUUGAAAACAUCAGGGACGUGGUUUUCAAUCCAGUGAUUAUUUAUCGUCUGGCAUAUAUUACCUCACAUAUCGAUAUCUUGGAUGCUCAGGUAUAUGCAGGCUCGAAGCGCUUACUCGGCCGUAAAAUAACUGAUAAAGAUUAUCUUGGUUGCUCAACAAGAAUGCACAGUUGGGCCACAACCGGCUCGGCCAGAUUGGCUGUCGUUAGUGCUUUCGAGCUGCUUGACGAGACUCUGUUGAAUACGAACUCGAUGGGUAUCACACAGACGCCUGAGCAAGUCACGGCGACACACUAUACUUGCCGCGCUGAUGCGUCUGUUUAUCGCCCUUGGGUCUUGUACCUGGCUGCGUUGACUAUAUGGUCAUAUCAGUAUGCAGUGAGGACCGCAACCAUAGCGUCGCAAAUACCAUCAGAUCCAGAUCGAGUUUUGUCGCAAAGUUCCACCUACGACUACAUUCGAAGGUGUGCCCAAUCAGAGAUCAACAGUCUUCCGAAUCAGUUGUCUGCCCAGGGUUGUGGUGCAAUAUGCAAUCUUCUGGCUCGAGACUUUGCCCACUCGGAAUGGGAACUGCUGUUGGAAGCCUCCAAGAUACUUGGUUCGUGUGCAACCACGAUCCUGUACAGGAAU